AUGUCUCCGUACCGCAAUCGAGCCGCCAACCCUGUCACCACAGCAACCGCGGCUGUUGGAAUGCCUUCAACUCAUCCUGGGCCUAAUAAGCCCGUCCAGGAUCUGAUCACGCCCAUCUACACUGGCCGCCACCUCUGGUCUGCCAUCCGACCGACGACGCUCGAUGCUCUCCCUCCCCCUCUCGUCGCUUACGAGGAACUCCCUUUCCCCAACAGCGACCGCGCCAAGCUGCCACCCUGCACCGUUCGGUGGCAGUUUACUGGACGAUUCAGCAUCGACCGCGAAGAGGACAUCGCACGCGGCUCUUUUCGCGUGCAGGUCCGAAGCUAUCUCGCCUCGAAGAGUGCUGUCAACACCGAUUGCACCGUCAACUUCUCCCGUGGUUUCGGAAGAGGUCGCUUUGUCGAAGUCACUGUCUCGCCUGAGAAUCUCGCCAUCCUUGCUGAGGCUCAGCUGGUCUUCAAUGGCUCGCAACUUCAAAGCCCCUGUGUGGGUGCUAACCUCCCCAAGACCUCUCUGGUCAUCGAAGUGCUCGAGAUUCCCCUUCGCAAUGCAUGGUCUGAAACCGCCGCCGACAUUGCAAUCCUUCUUCAAUCUCACGUUCGAGUGCACGAAUUCUGGGUAGCCCGGGUCUCUAACUCCAGCAAUUCCACACCACCUGAGGACACCGACAAGAUGGUGGUCCUGGCAUCUCUACCCCCUGGCGAGGACGGAGGCGUCCACCCGAGUUAA
Messenger RNA from Moesziomyces aphidis, 732 nucleotides. The record is from the annotation of a GenBank genome assembly. Lineage: Eukaryota; Fungi; Basidiomycota; Ustilaginomycetes; Ustilaginales; Ustilaginaceae.